Colletotrichum graminicola M1.001 is the source of this 1101-nucleotide messenger RNA. RefSeq names its product iron-containing alcohol dehydrogenase. Gene Ontology annotation, molecular function: metal ion binding; alcohol dehydrogenase (NAD+) activity; maleylacetate reductase activity. Gene Ontology annotation, cellular component: mitochondrion. NCBI's taxonomy places the organism in Eukaryota, Fungi, Ascomycota, Sordariomycetes, Glomerellales, Glomerellaceae. The record is from RefSeq and is a predicted model, not a curated record. Bases 1 to 1101 code for a protein of 366 amino acids. The transcript is spliced from 2 exons.
AUGGAUACUACCCCCCCCUUCUUCUUUGGCAUCACUACGCCAAAGGUCUUCUUCGGACCGGGCACGAUCAACGAGUUGAGUGGCGAGCUUCAAUCCCGAGGCCUCUCUAAGCCUCUCAUCAUCUGUUCGCCGUCCCGUGUCUCUCUGGCCCACAGAAUCCGGGACAACCUGAGCAAGGCAGGACUCUCAGACAUUGAGAUCCUUGACACGGCCAAGGUCCACAACCCCAGCGACAUCAUCGGGCCCGCCGUGAACCGCGCCAAGGACCGAGAUGUGCUCGUCUCGGUCGGAGGCGGCAGCGCAGUCGGCCUUGGCAAGGCGAUCGCGCUUCGUACGGGAAUGCCGCAGGUGGCCAUCCCUACGACGUAUUCCGGUUCUGAGAUGACACCCAUUAUCGGUGAGACCAAGGACGGUAAGAAGACGUCGACGACGGACCCCAAAAUCUUGCCCAAGGUGGUCAUCUACGACGUCGACUUGACCAUGGACCUGCCCGUCAAAGUCAGUGCCCCGAGCGGCAUCAACGCCAUGGCGCAUUCGUUCGAAGCGUUGUAUUCGCGGCAGGCCAGCCCGCUGACGGACCACUUUGCUCUGGAGUCCAUCAAGGCGCUGUCCAGCGCCUUGCCCGUCAUCGUCACCAACCCGGCGUCGGUCGAGGCGCGCACGUCGGCGCUCUACGGCGCAUUCCUGGCUGGCAUGUUGGCAACGGCAACAGGCAUCGCGUUGCAGCAUAAGCUGGCCCACGCGGCGGGCGGCUCGCUGAACCUCCCCCACGCCGAGACGCACUCCAUUCUGCUCCCCCACAGCAUCGCCUAUAAUGCGCAGUGCUUCUCCGAGCAGAUCAUGACGAGGCUGUCCUCCGCCCUCGUGCAAAGCACCGGGAACUCGGCCGAAGGCAUCGUGGCCGGCCUUAACGAGCUGCUCCGGCUCCUGGAGAUACCAAGCGGACUCAAGGAUCUCGGGAUGAAAGAAACGGACAUUGAUCGCGUCGCAGACGUUGCUUCGGACACGCCUUACUGGAACCCUCGGCCCCUUGAAAAGCCCAAGAUCCGUGAAAUCGUUCGAAGAGCGUGGGCCGGGGAGCGAGCUAGGGCCGACCUGUAA